AUGAAGGGUGCAUUCUCAAUCUGCUGUUUCGUCUCCCUGCUGCUUUUGCAGGCCACAGCAGAAGAAGAUUUCACCUCUGUCCUCAGAGACAGAUCGCACAUUGACGAGACACUGAGACUUGCAGCUGAGGAAAAAUCCGGAGACUAUGCAGCGGCUCUUGAGAGGUUGCGGAAGAUCUACCACACAUCCAUCAAGCCGAUGGAGCAGGCCUACAAGUACAAUGAGUUGAGGCAGCAUGAGAUCUCAGCCUACCCUGGACGAUCCUUUGGGGAUGCAGCCACAGAUGGAGAAAUUACUUCCAAGCCCAUGGUGCUGUUCCUGGGACCCUGGAGUGUAGGCAAGUCCUCCAUGAUCAAUUACCUCCUGGGCUUGACCGACAGCCCCUACCAGCUCUACACAGGAGCUGAGCCUACUACCUCUGAGUUCACUGUAAUUAUGCAUGGGGAGAAGAUCCGCUCUGUUGAGGGCAUUGUUAUGGCUGCAGACAGCUCUCGCUCCUUUUCUCCACUGGAGAAGUUUGGCCAAAACUUCCUGGAAAAGCUGAUUGGUAUUGAAAUGCCUCACAAGUUGCUGGAACGUGUGACCUUUGUAGACACACCUGGAAUCAUUGAAAACCGGAAGCAGCAGGAGAGAGGCUACCCUUUCAAUGAUGUUUGCCAGUGGUUCAUUGACCGUGCUGACCUGAUCUUCGUGGUCUUUGACCCCACAAAGCUGGAUGUUGGCCUGGAGCUGGAGAUGCUCUUCCGGCAGUUGAAGGGUCGUGAGUCCCAGAUCCGUAUCAUUUUGAACAAGGCUGACAACUUGGCCACCCAGGACUUGAUGAGAGUCUACGGAGCACUCUUUUGGAGCUUAGCUCCCCUCAUCAAUGUGACUGAACCCCCCCGCGUCUACGUCAGCUCUUUCUGGCCAUAUGACUAUGCACCCGAAACCAGCCGCGAGCUCUUCAAGCGAGAGGAGAUCUCCCUGCUCGAAGAUCUCAACCAAGUGAUUGAAAACCGUAUGGAGAACAAGAUUGCCUUCAUCCGCCAGCAUGGCAUCCGCGUGCGCAUCCACGGCCUGCUGGUGGACCGCUAUGUCCAGACCUUUAAAGAGAAGAUGAGCUUCUUCAGUGAUCCUGAACUUGUCUUCAAGGAGAUUGUGGAUGACCCUGACAAGUUCUACAUUUUCAAAUCCAUCCUAGCCAAGACCAAUGUCAGCAAGUUUGACCUGCCCAACCGUGACGCUUACCGUGACUUCUUUGGCAUCAACCCGAUCACCAACUUCAAGGCCCUGACGGCUCAGUGCUCCUACAUGGGAGGCUGUCUGCUGGAUAAGAUCGAGAGGGCAAUCACCAAUGAGCUGCCCGCCCUUCUGAGUAGCAUUAACUCUGGCAAGCAGCCUGGCCUGUCCUCCUGCGAGGCUACUGGCUGUGGUGAGAAGCCAAAGAAUCGCUACCGAAAGAACUGAGUAACACCAAAUAAUGAGUGGAGGAAGUAAGGAGAUAGAGGAGGUGAAGAAAGGGGCUCUGAUGGAAGCCAAACCUGCUUUUGUCAGAACACCUGUAUUGUAUUGAGGAAAGGAGAUUAGUGUUUGUUUUUUUCCUCAGGAGAAUAUGGCAAGGUGCAUUUAGGGAAAUGUGGGGAUGAGGCAGAGAGUGGGAAGGAAGGGUCAUUGUUUGAAAAGGCAGCUUAAGGAUACAAGUGCUGAAGAAAUGAGAACAUGCCACUGAUCACUGAGCUUUGUUAAAAUACACACCUUCCUCUCUCGCUUGUACAAUCACAGUGGACUGUCUGGGAUUUUGGGGAUUGGGGAAGUAACCAUGUAAAGAAAAACAGAAAUGGAAAAAAGUUCGAGCAAAUAAAAAUUGAAAAUUCUGAGACUGAAAAUAGUCAAAUACCAGCUCCCUUGUAUGUGAAUAAAACAGGAAUAUGGAAACAGGUGUUGCAAAUUUGUGCUGUAAAAUCUUGAGAAUUGCAUUGCAAAGAUCAAUUCCAUAUGCUUCAGAAGUUGUUUUUGAAGUAGCCUAUUUGUGGGUGCUGUUUGGGUAGUAAUCUAAACCUUUAUUGCUGGCAUAGAUUAAUCUUAAACCUGCAUGUUAGAGGUCACAUCUUAUUUAACAGGGAGAUGUUAGUUUUGGUGCAUGUAUUUGUCUUCUAACAAACUCAUGUAAUAUUUCCUCAUGUUACUGAAACCUGAACCAACCCUGCCAUGCAACAAAAGAGGCCUUUUUUCUUAGUUUUAUACGCUCACCGGUCUUGGUUGUUGACAACCUGUGAAAUGAGCACUGUGAUGGAAGCAGAGGUCAGGGUUCAAGGGUCAGAGUCUUCAGAGUGGGGAUGGUACGUUCAUUCUGCUUCACUUCUUAAACUGUUCUUACUGUUUUUGUGUGAGUCUAUAAAUUUGCCAGUCUCUGGCAGAAAUUCAAUACUGUGUUAUGAAUGAUUUUUUUCCUUUAUCAAUAAGCUUCCCAACUGUCUAAGUUGAAUGACCAUAAAAAAUAAGACCUGAAAGAUGUGUUUGAAUUAUAGCUGUCUUUAUCCAUUUGUUCUGCCAUUACUUCUGCAGGUUAGAAAUCUAUUUAUUGAUUUUGUUUCUGUGUAAAAUGUCCAAAUGGGCAUUGAAGUAGGCUGUGUAUGUGUACUGAACAAUCCUGCUGAUUGUAAAUGUCAUUGAUCACAAUAUUUAUCUGGAGUGUUUCUGAUGGUCGGCUUGCUUAAAUAGGGCAGGAGGUGAUAGAGAGGGAAAGGUGAAGUGGAGGACUCGUGAGUUGACCCCUGACCUCUGUGGAAAGAAGGAAGCCCCAAACACUGACCCUUACACACCACAACUGGCUUGGAGUGACACCUGUCAACAGGUUCUUAUGUAAGCCUACCUCAAUGAACUUUUUUAAGUGUAUGGCAUCUUGAAACUGCUUAAAGCAAUAGUUCAACAUUUUAGAAAUACGCCUAUUUAACACCCUGGCCCAGCCAUUAAACAGUAACUUUCAAUCAGUUGGUCAAGUGACCAGAAAGUUCCUGCAUCUGACCCAGAAAUAGUCUGGCACAUAAGCCUUGGUUACAGUGUCUUUCACUGUGUUUUUUUAUAUGGAUUAAACAAACAAGAUAUAACAAAGAGCUUCAGAGGUGCAGGUAAGUGAUUUUUUUUUCAUCUUUGGAUGGACAGGCCUGUUUCCUUCUGUUUCCAGUCUUUAUGCUAAGAUAAGCUAACCGGCUUCUAGCUCCAGCUAAAUAUACCAUACACAUAAUACAGUGGUAUCAAAUGUCAAACUAUUGCUUUAAAUAUAAAGUCCUCAAAGCACAAGUAGGUAGUAAAGAGCACAGCUCCAAAAGGUUAACUCUUGGAUAAAUGUACUUCCAGUUCCCUCUGCCUCCUCCCCCACUAACCCCACAGAGAAAAGUCUUUUCCCAACUAAACUCUGAGACAUAAUGCAUAUGAAUCUAACAAACAAACUCCAAAUAAACUGAAUUUUCUCUUCAA
Scomber scombrus (Atlantic mackerel) is the source of this 3456-nucleotide messenger RNA. It is a transcript of the gene srlb, whose product is annotated as sarcalumenin. The transcript has 7 exons. The coding region runs from base 1 to 1446 and encodes 481 amino acids. Lineage: Eukaryota; Metazoa; Chordata; Actinopteri; Scombriformes; Scombridae. The record is from RefSeq and is a predicted model, not a curated record. Gene Ontology annotation, molecular function: GTP binding.